AUGGACUUCCGCUUCCUCGAUCUACCCGCUGAGAUUCGACUCAUGGUAUACGAGUUGUUACCGACAUGCAUAGUGCACAACGAGAUCACCAUCGAAACGGACAAUGAGAGUGAACGUCUUUGGAUGAAGAAUACGAAAGUCAAGCUCGUUAGCAUCUGGUAUCCCACCACCGUACGCCUUGUCUCCAGAAUCAUCCGAGAAGAAGCUACUCCAAUCAUUGCGCGUACGGCGGAGAAGCGCAACAGUACCCGAGUAGCUGGCGAAGCUUCCAAGAUGUCACAACUGAGUCCUAAGAUGAUCGUGCCCUGUGGAGACUUGGAAGCCAUCGCGCAAAAAGGUGGACCACUGCAGGCGGCUCUGGAAUAUCAGGCGUGGUUUCUAAACGCGCGGAAGACAGGAUCUACCUGCGUCACCGCAAGGCCAGAGUGUUUAGCUUUGGGUCCUGAUAGCUCCAUCAUAACUGACUGGGCGCGUCAAGCUGGUUGGUGCUUGUCGCAGAUGCGUCCUGGUACGAGGGCGAUCGACAUUGCGCUUGAUGCAGCGUGUAAAACAUCGUUGCAGUCGCUGCAGCGCACACAAGACGUUGCUUCUUUGCUUCGAUUCGAGGAAGACGCCAAAGAGCUUUGGCGGGCUCAGCCUUGCGACGUCCAAUUCAGGGUAUGUCUGGUACCUCCGGGGUUUGCAUCUAAUUCGAGACGGUGGUUUUCAUCGCGUGGUCCAUCUGGUUACCUUGUUGAGCACGUGGGUCUUGAGUAUGAAGAAUGA
Alternaria metachromatica is the source of this 765-nucleotide messenger RNA. RefSeq lists its product as uncharacterized. The transcript has a single exon. The record is from RefSeq and is a predicted model, not a curated record. Lineage: Eukaryota; Fungi; Ascomycota; Dothideomycetes; Pleosporales; Pleosporaceae. The coding region runs from base 1 to 765 and encodes 254 amino acids.